AUGUCAUUUUCAGGCUUUUUCUUCAGCUCUAGUGAUGUAAUGGAAGUUAUUGAGGACUCAAACAUAACUACUGUCAACAGAUUUAUUCUCCUUGGCCUUGCUGAUACACCAUACCUAAAGGCCAUAAACAUUACAGCCUUCCUCAUCAUCUAUAUAGUUACAUUGUCAGUAAACUCUCUACUUAUCAUCAUGGUAAGAAUCAGUUUACGACUCCACACUCCAAUGUAUUUCUUCUUAUGUAUCCUCUCCAUUGUCGACAUCAGCCUCUCUUCAACAACAGUACCUAAAAGCCUGGUCAUCACUUUAACGCAGGAUAAAAGUGUUUCAGUCUUUGAUUGUGCUUUACAGAUGUUCUUCCAUUCAGCCCUAGGUGCAACGGAGUGUAUUAUUCUGGCUGUUAUGGCCUAUGACAGAUACGUUGCCAUCUGUAAACCUCUGCACUAUAACACAGUUAUGAACAAGACAUUCUGUAUUUGUAUUACAGGCAGCUGCUGGGCUGUGGGUUGCAUAAACUCUGGUGUUCAAGUUGUAUACACCUUCCAGUUACCAUUUUGCAGGUCCCACCAAGUCAACCAUUUUUUCUGUGAGGUGCCUCCAUUUCUCCGUCUCUCUUGCAGAGAUACAUGGUUUAAUGAGGUAUCAUUGUACAUCUCAGGUAGCACAAUUGGCCUUUGUUCACUUUCCUUAACUCUUAUUUCAUAUGUUUAUAUAAUCUCUACCAUUUUCAAUAUCCGUUCCAUUCAAGGAAGACAUAGAGCUUUCUCUACUUGUACCUCACAUCUCAUUGUGAUCUCCCUGUUCUAUGGGACUCUCAUUUUCAUGUACUUGCUUCCUCGCUCCAGAUACUCUCCAGAUACAGACAAGACUGUAUCCAUUAUUUACACAGUUGUGAUUCCAAUGCUGAACCCCAUCAUCUAUAGCAUAAGGAAUGCCGACAUCAAAAAAGCCAUAAGAGAAAAACUGACCAGUCACCAAAACUUGUGA
Xenopus laevis (African clawed frog) is the source of this 984-nucleotide messenger RNA. RefSeq names its product olfactory receptor 1020. NCBI's taxonomy places the organism in Eukaryota, Metazoa, Chordata, Amphibia, Anura, Pipidae. Bases 1 to 984 code for a protein of 327 amino acids. The transcript has a single exon. The record is from RefSeq and is a predicted model, not a curated record.